CAUCGGUCAGCAGUUUGCAUCCAGCUAGUGAUAACUCGACAUCGCGUGAUGAAGUGGUUAAGUUUGUUCCUGGUUUUUGGAAUCCUCGGACUCAUCGGCAGCCUAGGCACUCUGACGAUGGCGGAACCCAAUCCGGAGCCCAAGGGUCGUCCUCAUACCACCCGUCGUCCUCGGAAUGACAACGACAAUGAUCGACGCUAGCAAUCAGAUAGAAUGGAGGAAAUUGAGUCGCCAUCUAAGGCCAAGCCUCCCCGAAGAUGCACCGAACCACAGAAGACACAAGAAGCACAUCGACUCUCGGUGAAGGUCACAUGUUUUGGAGUUGAGAAAAUGCAAUAUGUUGAGGUCCUGCUCAUCUAGAUGGUGGGAUCUCCUCGGACACAAUAAAAUCGCUUCCGUUUACAACAGA
Drosophila eugracilis is the source of this 409-nucleotide messenger RNA. RefSeq lists its product as uncharacterized. The transcript has a single exon. The record is from RefSeq and is a predicted model, not a curated record. The coding region runs from base 49 to 201 and encodes 50 amino acids. NCBI's taxonomy places the organism in Eukaryota, Metazoa, Arthropoda, Insecta, Diptera, Drosophilidae.